CCCAGAAAGUAAAGAUAAGCCCGAAAAUGGCGCUCUGUUCUUCCCUCCCCGUUCUUUCUUUCAAUCCACUCCCCAAAAUCAUCUUCAAAUCUUCUGGAAUUCGCGCUACAGCAUUCUCGAAUCGGAGUAUUCCAGGAAUCAAUGGAAUCUCCGCCGCCAAGUUGCUCGGAAAAUCGGCGAGGGGAAGCCGCUUACGGCGUCUCAAUGCGGCUGGAUUGUCCGAGAUUGAACCCGACUUAAACGAAGAUCCAGUAGAUCGUUGGGAGACUAACAGUGUCAGCGCUGAAGAUUUUGAGUAUGGAGUGUACGAUGGGCACCACACUUACUUUGAGGGCGAGAAAAAAGGAACAUUCUGGGGAGCCAUUGCAGAUGAUAUUGCUGCAGUUGGACCACCAACAGGCUUUCAGGGCUUCAUCUCGUGGCUCUUCUUACCAGUAGUUGCCGCUGCAAUGUACUUCAAUGUUCCGGGGGAGUAUAUAUACAUUGGAGCAGCUGUGUUUACAAUAGUAUUCUGCAUAAUUGAAAUGGACAAACCAGACCAACCACACAACUUUGAACCUCAAAUAUAUAACAUGGAGCGCGGGGCUCGUGACAAGUUGAUAUCAGAUUACAACACCAUGGACAUCUGGGAGUUCAAUGAGAAGUAUGGAGACUUGUGGGAUUUCACUGUAAAGAAUGAUGAUAUAACAAAGAGAUGAUUGCCGACUGCUCCUCAGUAAUGUGAUGAGAACUUGAUGAUACAGGAAAAUAUGAACAAAAAAUAAAGCAUAAAAAUGUCCCUACCAGAGUUUCAAAUUUCUUAAGGUUAGAAAUCAUCCUGCAAAUUUAAUUACAUUACAUCCACAAGUUCAAACAUUGCUCUAUUUUGCAGGCUUGUCUAGGAAUUGGGCUGAAAUAAA
Molecule: messenger RNA, 899 nt
Organism: Cucurbita moschata (crookneck pumpkin)
Lineage: Eukaryota; Viridiplantae; Streptophyta; Magnoliopsida; Cucurbitales; Cucurbitaceae
Product: photosynthetic NDH subunit of subcomplex B 5, chloroplastic
Exons: 6
Coding region: 27-698 (223 amino acids)
Biological process (GO): response to oxidative stress
Cellular component (GO): chloroplast
Source: RefSeq, a predicted model, not a curated record